Molecule: messenger RNA, 1914 nt
Organism: Aureobasidium namibiae CBS 147.97
Lineage: Eukaryota; Fungi; Ascomycota; Dothideomycetes; Dothideales; Saccotheciaceae
Product: MFS general substrate transporter
Exons: 3
Coding region: 1-1914 (637 amino acids)
Biological process (GO): transmembrane transport
Molecular function (GO): transmembrane transporter activity
Source: RefSeq, a predicted model, not a curated record
AUGCAAUCGUAUCUGCAAUACCACAGGUUUCGGCGGACAUUGGAGACACAAAUCGAGACCGAUCGCAACCGUACACGUGCAGUCGACCGCGUAAAUCAGAACCUUCCUCCCUCCGAUACGUCAAGAGCUAGCGACCCCGAAAAAGAUGUCGAAAGAGGAGAAUCAGUCGCAUCCAGCGGCGAGAAUACAGCCGUGGAUGAAGCCACCAUCGGGGCGACCGCUGAAAACUCAAAUCACGGACACGGCACAGAAGAGCACGAAGAAGAAUUCGACAUAGGUGCUGAACACGACGCCGAAGAUCCUGGCGAGAGAAGAGAUGAACUCCCGCCCAACAGCCAUGAUAUGGAGGCCCGCCGAAGACAAGGCGAUGCAGACCUUUCACGCCUACCCACUACGAAGAGUGGUCGCUCAGGCCUCAGCAGAUCUGGUACCGCUCUGGGACAUAUCUUGACAGGUGUGCAGGUGCGAAAAAGGGAAGAACACGAAGGUGGAGAGGGCAAUGUUUUCAUCGUUGACUUCCAAGGAGAUAGAGAUUCCUUGAACCCGCACAAUUGGGGAUGGGGCAUCCGGCUUUGGAUUACAUUCAUGGUUGCGAGUAUCGGUUUCGUGGUUGGUGUGGCUUCUUCGAUUGAUUCGAUUGCUAUUCAACCUGCCAGCCAGGAGUUUGGCAUUUCAGAAGUUGCAGAGAGUCUGGCUACUGGUCUAUAUCUCAUCGGUUUCGGAGCAGGUGCACUCUUCGCUGGCCCUUUCUCAGAGACGUUGGGCAGAAAUCCCAUCUACAUCGUCACCAUGGCUAUAUACAUCGCUUUCCUUGCCGGAGCUGGAGCCUCGCAAACCUAUUCGCAGCAAUUUGCGACCCGCUUUUUCGCUGGCUUCUUCGGAAGCACUCCUCUUACUUGUGCGGGUGGUUCGCUCUCAGACAUCUGGAAUGCUAGCGAGAGGACGUUGAUGUUUCCUAUCUUCGCGAACGCCGCCUUCUUGGGUCCUAUCAUUGGGCCUGUAAUUGGCGGAUACAUCGUUGAAAGCUCUCUGAUCUCUUGGAGAUGGACAGAAUGGAUCACGAUAAUCAUGUCUGGACUUGUUUUGAUAUUGGUGUUCUUCACACUCCCCGAAACAUUUCCACCUAUCCUUCUGAAGUGGAAGGCUGCACAUCUACGUGCUAUCACCAACGACGAGCGAUACAGAGCAGAAGUCGAAGUGCGAAUGGAUCCUUUCCUCACUCGUCUUGGUCGUGCUUGCUACCGGCCUUUCCUGCUCACAGCUACCGAGCCUAUCAUCAUUUUGGUCGCACUGUACCUCACCGUGGUGUACAUCAUCUUGUUUACCUUCCUGGACGGCUACGACUUCAUUUUCGGCGAGAUACACAAUGUUAGCAUCGGUGUCCAGGGCCUAUGCUUCCUCGGCAUCGCACUCGGCCUCUUCCUUGCCUCACCCCUCGUCUUCCUCAUCCGCAACCUUGCAGCAAAAGGCAUGGUAAAAGCAAAAGCCAACGGCAAAGAUAAACUACCACCAGAGUUCCGCCUGUGGUACGCCAUGAUCGGCGCUCCGACCAUCCCAAUCGCCAUGUUCUGGAUGGGUUGGACAUCCUCGCCAGAGAUCAGUAUCUGGUCUCCACUUGGCGCCUCUGUGCUUUUCGGCUUCGGCAUCCUCUGCAUUUUCAUCAGCAGCUAUCAGUACAUCAUUGAUGCGUAUGAGAUUUAUGCUGCUUCGGCUUUGGCAUCUAUCACGCUAAUUAGAUAUGUGGCUGCUGGAGCCAUGACGGUGGUGGGAGUGCCGUUCUAUCAGAACCUGGGUGUGCAUUAUACGUGUACGAUUUUGGCAUGCAUCAGUGCUGCUAUGGUGCCCAUUCCGUACCUGUUUUACUUCUAUGGGCACAAGAUCAGAGCUAGGAGUAAGUAUGCUCCUGCCGAUUAG